CAGCUCCCCGGAGGCACGCGGACCGUCCACUGGCCCAGGCUUUGAGUCCCCCGUCCCGUGAGCACCAGGAUGCUAUGGGCACUGUCCAUGGAUGACAGCGAGCCCUGAAAGCCCCUGGGGUGCCACCCAGUCCCACCAGCCUGCACCCACAGCCGAGAUGUGCUCUGCUCCUGGAGGUGCUGCAGACAGAGAGCGUCACACACACUUGCCAGGGAGCGUCUCUGCCUGAUCCCGGCUGCUGGGCUCCGAGCACAAGCACAUUUCUGCUUCCUGGGACAGUCCCAGGCCCGGAUGCCAAAACCCGGAAUUCUCAGUCCCUGGGAGAGGUGACAGAGCAAAGGGCAGAAGGUGGCCGGCGGCCGAGGGCAGGAGAUGCAGAGCACAGUCAAUUACCUGUGGCACACGGACGACCUGCUGGGGCAGGGGGCCACCGCCAGUGUGUACAAGGCUCGGAACAAGAAAUCCGGGGAGCUAGUUGCUGUGAAGGUCUUCAACGCCGCCAGCUACCUGCGGCCCCGCGAGGUGCAGGUGAGGGAGUUUGAGGUCCUGCGGAAGCUGAACCACCAGAACAUCGUCAAGCUCUUCGCGGUGGAGGAGACGGGGGCCAGCCGGCAGAAGGUUCUGGUGAUGGAGUACUGCUCCAGCGGGAGCCUGCUCACCGUGCUCGAGAGCCCGGAGAACGCCUUCGGGCUGCCCGAGGACGAGUUCCUGGUGGUGCUGCGAUGUGUGGUGGCCGGCAUGAACCACCUGCGGGAGCACGGCAUCGUCCACCGCGACAUCAAGCCGGGCAACAUCAUGCGCCUGCUCGGGGCGGAGGGGCAGAGCAUCUACAAGCUGACGGACUUCGGGGCCGCCCGGGAGCUGGACGACGACGAGCAGUUCGUCUCGGUCUACGGGACGGAGGAGUACCUGCACCCUGACAUGUAUGAGCGGGCAGUGCUUCGCAAGCCCCAGCAGAAGGCAUUUGGGGUGAGCGUGGAUCUCUGGAGCAUCGGGGUGACCCUGUACCAUGCAGCCACUGGCAGCCUGCCCUUCGUCCCCUUUGGCGGGCCACGGCGCAACAAGGAGAUCAUGUACCGGAUCACCACGGAGAAGCCGUCCGGGGCCAUCGCAGGCACGCAGAGGCAGGAGAACGGGCCCCUGGAGUGGAGCUACGGCCUCCCCAUCACCUGCCAGCUGUCGAUGGGGCUGCAGAGCCAGCUGGUGCCCGUCCUGGCCAACAUCCUGGAGGUGGAGCCGGCCAAGUGCUGGGGCUUCGACCAGUUCUUUGCGGAGACCAGUGACAUCCUGCAGCGCGUCAUCGUCCACGUGUUCUCGCUGCCCCAGGCCGUCCUGCACCACGUCUACAUCCACGCCCACAACACGAUAGCCAUCUUCCUGGAGGCCGUGUACGAGCAGACCAGCGUGGCCCCCCAGAACCAGGAGUACCUGUUUGAGGGUCACCUCUGUGUCCUCGAGCCCAACCUCUCAGCACAGCACAUCGCCCACACGACCGCAGGCAGCCCCCUGACGCUGUGCAGCGUGGCCACUGAGGCCCCCAAGGGACUGGCCUUUAAGGACCCCGCUCUGGACAUCACCAAGUUUGUGCCCAAAGUGGACCUGCAGGCAGAUUACAACACGGCCAAGGGUUUGCUGGGUGCCGGCUACCAGGCCCUGCGGCUGGCACGGGCCCUGCUGGCGGGGCAGAAGCUAAUGCUUCGGGGACUGCACUGGUUCCUGGAGACGCUGCAGGCGACCUGCAGGCGGACCCUGGAGGUCGUGCGGAUGGCCCUCCUCUUCCUCAGCAGCAGCCUGGGCACCGAGAGGUUCAGCAACAUGGCCGGGAUGCCUGAGAUCCAGGAACUGAAGAAGGCCACGGAGCUGAGGUCUCAGCUGCGGACUUUGGCCGAGAUCCUCUCCGGAUUCUCCCGCAACCUCAUGGAGAAGCACCUGAGCCUGAGUAGCCUGAGCUUGGAGCUGGCGAAGAGCCGGGAUCAGGUACAUGAGGACAGAAGCAUCCAGCAGAUUCAGUGUUGCCUGGACAAGAUGCACCUCAUCUACAAGCAGUUCCGGAAGGCCAGGCUGAGGCCAGGGCUUGGCUACAACGAGGAGCAGAUCCACAAGCUGGAUAAGGUGAAUUUUAGCCAUUUAGCCAAGAGGCUCCUGCAGGUGUUCCAGGAGGAGUGUGUGCAGAAGUACCGGGCAGCGCUGGUCACGCACGGCGAUCGCAUGAGGGUGGUGCACGAGGCCAGAAACAACAUGCGCCUGGUCGCCUGCUCCGUGGCUGCCUACAGCACCGAAGCCCAGGAGGUGCAGGAGGGCCUCAGCAAGAUCCUCGACUGGCUGUCUCUCCAGCUCCUGCAGGACAGAGCAAAGCGGGCUCAGGCCUCCCCGGCCCCCACAGCUCCUUGUUCCAGUCCUGCACCAAAGGGCCUGGGUCUCCAGCUUCAGGACCUGGGUCUCCACAUGGAGGAGCUCUGUAAGGAGAUGAAGCUGCUGGCCUCUGACCUCCAGGACAACAACUGCAUCAUCGAAGGGUUAAGUCGGGUCCAAUCGGCCCCUGAUGUCUGAGCUCCGUGGGUGCACGAGGCAGCCUGAAGCAUUAGAAUCAGGGGACCCAACCCAGGACUCUCCCUGGUCCCAUCCUCAGCCUACCUCCCUCCUGGCCGACCGCUGGGGAUGUCACAGCAUUACCUUCACUGCCUGAAUGCGGGCAGCACGCAGGCCCCGGGCACCACGCAGUCUGUCAGGACCCACUGGACAUCCUACACAGGCUCAGGCACAGCUCCUCCGGGUCCCCUGGCACCCACGGCUGAACAUUGCGGGGCCCUGGGGAGAGAGGCUCUGACAGCCCCCCUCCCCGGUUUACAGGGCUCCGCUCCUCAGGGAACAGAAGAGGAGGCCCCACGGGGGUUCCCCAGGGUGCUGGGCCAAACGGCCUAAUCUCAGGCUUCCUUCCUCUUUGGUGUUUUGUGUUUCUUGUUGAACAUGUAGCCCGCUCCCCUCUCCUCUGGUUUCUGAGGGUCACACACACAGCCGCAGGCAUCGCAGAGUCUGGUUUGCCUUCUGCUCUUGGUCUGGCGGAGCCUCAGGGUGAGAGAGUGGGUGGCGGGGGUGCCACUGUCCAGGGACCUUCCCCUUCUCUCUCCCUCUGAGGCACCACCAGGCCUGGGAUGCCAGCCAGCCGGUCAGGAAUGGCCAUGCAAUCAGCACAGGCCUGUAAGUCCACAGCCCUGAGGGGAGGAAGGCCUGCCCCUUUAAGAAGUGCAAUAAACGUGCCUU
Molecule: messenger RNA, 3261 nt
Organism: Eptesicus fuscus (big brown bat)
Lineage: Eukaryota; Metazoa; Chordata; Mammalia; Chiroptera; Vespertilionidae
Gene: IKBKE
Product: inhibitor of nuclear factor kappa B kinase subunit epsilon
Exons: 23
Coding region: 373-2550 (725 amino acids)
Biological process (GO): peptidyl-serine phosphorylation
Cellular component (GO): cytoplasm
Molecular function (GO): protein serine/threonine kinase activity; ATP binding
Source: RefSeq, a predicted model, not a curated record